Molecule: messenger RNA, 747 nt
Organism: Cajanus cajan (pigeon pea)
Lineage: Eukaryota; Viridiplantae; Streptophyta; Magnoliopsida; Fabales; Fabaceae
Product: dirigent protein 2
Source: RefSeq, a predicted model, not a curated record
UCUUGUGUCAUGCAUAUACUGAGAUAACCCCCUCUUAAUUUUCUGAUCAAAACAUAGCUAAGUAACAAUAUGGCGUUUGCAUUGCAUAACUAUGCUCUUGCUAUGCUACUUUUGGUUUUAGCCAUAAUCCCAUUUGAGGCCACUUGUGACUCUCAUCACCACCACCACCACCGUCGUCACCGCCGCCCCGCUCCCCCCCGCCACAAAUCUCUUCACAUGUCAUUGUUCCAGCAUGAAACCAUAAACAAAACAGGAUAUGUCAUAGUGAAUGGCGUUGAAGGAGGAGCAGAAACCACUGCUACCACGACCCCUUUUGGUACCCUUUUUGUGUUUCAAGACCCUUUAACUGCCAAAGCAAACAGAUCCUCCAAACAGCUUGGAACUGCAGAAGGAACUUCCAUCACUUCUGGUCUUGAUGGACUUAGCAGCAUUUCAGUUGUGAAGCUAACUCUACGUCUGAAGGAUCGCAAGGGCUCUAUUUCCAUCGUUGGAGGCACAAAUAACAUGAAGCGUUCAGAUCAUCCAGUUGUUGGAGGCACCAAAGAUUUCUUGUUUGUGCAAGGCUAUGUUACCUCUUCUCCAAUUAAUCUCAAGGGUUCUACGGUUGUCUACAAGAUUGGUCUGCAUCUUUACUGGCCUCCAUAUCCACCUCAAGCCUUCUAAAAAAUGGAUACUUCAGUUGCAAUAUGGAUCAACCUCAUCUUUUUUUUUUUUUUUUUUAUCUUCAUUUUGUUAUUGAUUUUUAAC